Molecule: messenger RNA, 2236 nt
Organism: Anarrhichthys ocellatus (wolf-eel)
Lineage: Eukaryota; Metazoa; Chordata; Actinopteri; Perciformes; Anarhichadidae
Product: annexin A13-like
Exons: 11
Coding region: 140-1090 (316 amino acids)
Cellular component (GO): cytoplasm; plasma membrane; nucleus
Molecular function (GO): calcium-dependent phospholipid binding; phosphatidylserine binding; calcium ion binding
Source: RefSeq, a predicted model, not a curated record
CCGGACAGGGCUGAGUCCUUUCAGGAACAUCCGACCCGAGUUGACACGCAUCACAUCAACUACAGAGCAGCACAACACUCCAGGACGCACACGGCUCCCGUUUGUCACUUUACAACACGACAGAGUGCUCUGGAACAACAUGGGCAACGUGCAGCCCACCAUCGUCCCAUAUGAGGACUUCGAUGUCACCGCUGAUAUCAAGGCUAUCAGGAAAGCAUGCAAAGGUUUCGGCACAGAUGAAGAGCCCAUUAUUCAGAUCUUGGCCAAUCGCUCUGCAGCUCAGCGCGUGGAGAUCAAAGAGGCCUACUUUGAGAAGUAUGAUGACGAGUUGGAGGAGGUCCUGAAGAAGGAGCUGACAGGUAGUUUUGAGAAUGCCACCAUGGCCAUGUUGGAGUCUCCUCAUAUCUUCUUCGCCAAGGAGCUGAGGAAGGCCAUGAAGGGGGCGGGGACGGACGAAGAUGUACUGGUAGAGAUCCUGUGCACAGCCACCAAUCAGGACAUCUUGUGCUUCAAGGACACUUAUGCAAAGGUGCAUGAGCGUGAACUGGAGGCAGACAUUGAGGAUGACACCAGUGGAGACGUGAGGAACCUGCUGAUGUCACUGCUGCAGGCAAGCAGAGAAGAGGGCUAUGAAGUGGAUGAGGGUUUAGCCGAACAGGAUGCCACAUCUUUGUUUGAGGCAGGAGAAGGCAGAUUUGGCACAGAUGAGUCCACUUUCACCUUCAUCCUGACAAACAGAAACUACAUGCAGCUUCAGGCCACCUUUAAGAUCUAUGAGUCGCUUUCAGGAACAGACAUUUUGGACACCAUUGACUCUGAAGCAACAGGAACUCUGAAGGAGUGCUACACAACUCUGGUCAGGUGUGCUAAGAACCCGCAGCUGUAUUUUGCCCGACGCAUUAAUGCCGCCAUGAAGGGACUGGGCACCGAUGAAGACGCACUCAUUCGGAUGAUUGUAGGCCGCUCUGAGAUCGACCUGGAGACAGUGAAGGACAUGUACUUGGAGAAAUACGAUGUCACCCUGAAAGACGCUCUGGAUUCAGAGUGUGGUGGAGACUUCAAACGCCUCCUCAUCGAGAUCCUGCACUAAAACUUCCCCCCUCCUUCCUACAGGCCUUAUUUAACCAUCGUGACACAGUCUUUCCUCUCUCACCCUUCCUCCUCUUCUUUAUACUCCUUUUUUCUAUUCUUACUCAUUCCCUUCGUGGACGUCUUUGUGACAGUCAGUUCUCAUUGCAGCAUGGACCAAAAACCAACUCAUUAUCUUAUACUGUGUUUUCUAAAUGGUAAACUUACAUUCAUAGUCUUUGGAUACACUUCUCUAACUAUUUUAUUCCAACAUACAAUGAAUUUAAUCCUUUACCAAUAUUACAGCAGCAUUGUUGAAUGUAUGUGGAACUUGUGCAGCUGAGCAUCGUGUUAAUGUAUUUAUCCAAAUGAAUAGCGUUAGUCCAGUUCUUUAUUCACAAUCAACAGCUUCACAGUCUUUGUCAUGUUUCAGCUGUAGUCCACCAUUUCAAGCGUAUCCCACGGCUGUAAACAUUAAGCUGCUGCUCAACAUAAAUUAUAUGGCCGCUUAUAUUUGACACCUUACUCAUUUGUCUCAUCAUCAUCCAUUAACCAUUUGCCUCAAAGAUGCCUCUCAUAAGAUGAUAGCGAUGCAAUUUACUUUUUGCUGCAACACUCGACACUUAAGUGCCGAAUUAUCACGUUUGAUCUCUGAUAUCUGUGUACACUAGAGAAAUAAUUAUACAUGAAUAUAUUACCCUGAUAUCAAAAGCUUACACUCUUUUUAAGUAUGCAGUAUUUGGGUUUUUGUAACCACGUCCCUAAAUGUCAUGUGGGAUUUUUAACUGUUUGUAGUGUUAUUUUUAGUCACAGCUAACAUGCUGCUUCUCACGUUUACACACUUUAUGAGACGGUUUACUCCAUUUAGAUUUACUACAGUUAUAGUCCUACAUAACAAUUGUGUAAAACUUGGACAUGAUUGUGCAUUUAGCGUCCUUAGACGAUGAUAACAUUAAAAAAGAUGUUUUGCCCUGUAGGACAACCACUGAUAAGCACUGUCUGCACCCAUGUAUGGAAUUAUAGCAUAAUUUAUAUUUAAACCCCAGAUAACAGAAAUGUAUAAGACUGAUAUCUACAGUCGUAUUGUCAUAUAGCAAAUGAAAACAGUAAAUUCUGAAAGAAGUUAUUGUUAAUCUGUUGUAAUGGCAUUAAAAUAAUGUGGCAUACA